AACGGCAGAGGUCCCUCGCUCUUGCCGUCAUCAAGGUUCGCUUGAAUGUCGGCUUUGCUUUUUUCUGGCUCCCAGUGAUGACGCAGUACUCCCUGAUUGGCUCUGCACUGGAGGUAGUGAUUUUGGGGCAGAGAAUUUUGCAACACGUGGUAGUGAACUGUGAGGAGUUGGAGGGGUCUGAAGACUGAAAGAGUCGAAUGGUUUGUUGGCAGGACCUAGAAGAAUCCCUUAGGAUGAAGCUGAGUCUUACCAAUGUAGUUAAUGGCUGUCGCCUAGGAAAAAUAAAAAACCUGGGCAAAACAGGGGACCACACCAUGGAUAUUCCAGGCUGCCUUCUGUAUACCAAGACUGGCUCCGCCCCACACCUCACCCAUCACACGCUGCAUAAUAUCCACGGGGUUCCUGCCAUGGCUCAGCUUACGCUGUCAUCCCUAGCAGAACAUCAUGAAGUCUUGACAGAAUAUAAAGAAGGAGUUGGAAAGUUUAUAGGCAUGCCAGAAUCACUCUUGUACUGCUCCCUGCACGAUCCAGUCAGCCCCUGCCCGGCUGGUUAUGUAACAAACAAGUCUGUGUCUGUGUGGAGUGUUGCAGGACGAGUGGAAAUGACUGUUUCCAAGUUCAUGGCAAUUCAGAAGGCCCUUCAGCCAGACUGGUUCCAGUGCCUCUCCGAUGGAGAAGUAUCUUGUAAGGAAGCAACUUCCAUAAAAAGGGUCAGAAAGUCUGUUGACCGAUCACUUCUUUUCUUGGAUAACUGUCUGAGGCUGCAGGAAGAGUCAGAGGUUCUUCAGAAGAGUGUGAUCAUUGGAGUGAUUGAAGGUGGAGAUGUGAUGGAAGAGAGGCUGAGGUCAGCACGAGAGACAGCCAAGCGGCCUGUGGGUGGCUUUCUUCUGGAUGGUUUUCAAGGAAAUCCAACAACCCUGGAGACUAGACUACGCUUGCUGUCAUCAGUCACUGCAGAGCUGCCGGAGGACAAGCCAAGGCUCAUAUCUGGUGUUAGUCGGCCAGAUGAGGUGCUCGAGUGUAUUGAAAGAGGAGUGGACUUAUUUGAGAGUUUUUUCCCUUAUCAAGUAACAGAGCGGGGAUGUGCCCUGACUUUCAGUUUUGAUUACCAGCCGAAUCCUGAAGAGACACUACUACAACAAAAUGGAACACAAGAAGAAAUAAAAUGUGUGGAUCAAAUAAAGAAAAUUGAAACAACUGGUUGCAACCAAGAAAUAACAUCAUUUGAAAUUAAUCUGAAGGAAAAAAAGUACCAGGAGGACUUUAACCCACUGGUGAGAGGAUGUUCCUGUUACUGCUGUAAGAAUCACACUCGGGCAUACAUCCACCAUCUGCUGGUGACCAAUGAGCUGCUGGCCGGAGUCCUGCUUAUGAUGCACAACUUUGAACACUACUUUGGGUUUUUCCAUUACAUCCGGGAAGCACUAAAAAGUGACAAACUGGCACAGUUGAAAGAGCUCAUCCACAGGCAAGCAUCUUGAGAUCUUGCAAAUACAAGUCUCACUCUUCACACUGAGCCUGUACCACUGUUGUAACAUGGGAAGACGUGAAGAAGAAAUAAUCUGAGCUUUAAUUAUUUAUAUUUGGACAUUAGGUCUGCUAAAAUAAAGAAUAUUUGUACCAAACUGCCCACACGAGGGUGAAGAGAUUUCCUCAAAAGACUUAAAUGACCUGGAUUGAUCAGAGAGAAUUGAACUGUGACCUUUGAAACUUCUAGACUAAUUCUUUUAGUUGAUAGAGAUUCAUUUAGUCAAAGACAAAAGCUUUAGCUGUGAGGGCACAACCUUGAAGUGGGAGUGAUGAGAUUCUGAGGGACCCAUGAAUUGGACUGAGGCUUGAGGGGAAAUGGUGUGAGACGCAUGGCCUCUGGACAUAUGCCUGUUGAUUUGAGAAGAAAUCUGGCUGGUUUGAGGGUUUGCUUUAGUUCAUCCUCAUACUCUCAGGAGACUCUUUUGGAUACUUUUGUCUUCCACCCUGCCCUGGCAGUGCAGCCAAUCAGAAAUGGCUCUUGUGACUUAACUGGGCUUGGAUAUCCCUGGAAUGUGGGGCCUGAACAUUGCUCCUGUGAUCAUCUGUCCCAGGUCACACUCCUUCAUUUGACCACAUGGCCUAUUUGCAACUUCUUUUUAGAGCCAAUGUAAUUGCCUGUUAGGAGCCAGAAGUUUGCCCAGCUGCUUUCUUCUGGUUGUACAGAUCCAUUGUGGUCUGCCUUCCAGGCUCAUUAAUAGUCUAACUACGUAAUAACUGAAGCCCUAUCUCUUGUGAAGAUUCAUUCUCAAUGUGUUCACUUGGACAGAGCCCUGCCUGGCCUAACGAUUAGAGGAUUAGUCUCCAUCCUGCUCAGAUAUGACUCCUGGGCAAUUCACUUAACUUCUCCAUGGCUGUUUCCUGCUGAAUAAAUAGGGACAGGCAUAAUGGAUAGGAAUGAAUGAACUUUUAAGAUACUGUCUAGCUCUAAAAUUUGAAGAACAAAAAGUUUUAGAUUAGAGUCAUAGCCUUAAUAGCCCUAGUUGUCAUCCUGGGAGACAGGCAACAGUAGAGAUAUUUGAGAGCCUAAAGAGAGGUUUGGCCUGUGGGUUUUUAAGUGGUUAUUGAAUUGGUAUCAGGAGAUCCUGAGGCUGGUAGGGGAAGGUAAUUCUUUCUAAGUUAUCUCUGUAUUUUUCAAGUUUUCUAUAAGGAAUACACAUACACCCACAUGCACACACCAUAGUUUUUAUACAAACAGCAAUAACAAAACCAAAAAGAUGCCCCUUUUUUUGUAGGGAUAAGAAAUACAUUUGUUUUAUACUUCUAUGCUAUAUUUUGCUGUUCAAAAUUUAGUGGGCAUUACUUAACAUUGUUUCUAAUUAUUUUGUGGCUGCUGUAUGUUUUAUGUGUUGGGAGCCCAUUGUAUUAGGCCGUUCUUGGAUUGCUAUAAAGAAAUACCUGAGACUGGGUAAUUUGGUUUUUUGGUUUUUUGGGAUUUUUUUUUUUGAGACGGAGCCUUGCUCUGUCGCCCAGGCUGGAGUGCAGUGGCGCGAUCUCGGCUCUAUGCAACCUCCACCUCCUGGGUUCAUGCCAUUCUCCUGCCUCAGGCUCCCGAGUAGCUGGGACUACAGGCGCCCGCCACCACGCCUGGCUAAUUUUUUAUAUUUUUGGUAGAGACGGGGUUUCACCGUAUGAGCCAGGAUGGUCUCGAUCUCCUGACCUCAUGAUCCACAAGACUGGGUAAUCUGUAAAGAAAAGAGGUUUAAUUGGCUCAUGGCGCUGCAGGCUUUACAGGAAGCAUGGUACUGGCAUCUGCUUGGUUUCUGGGGAGGCCUCCGGAAGCUUAUAGUCAUGGCAGAAGGUGAAGGGGGGUCAGGCACAUCACAUGACAAAAGCAGGAACAAGACUCAGAGCAAGAAGUCACUUAUCACCAAGGGGAUGGCCCAGGCCAUUCAUGAGGGAUCCACCUUUGUGCUCCAAACACCUCCCACCAGGCCCCACCUCCAGUAUUGGGGAUUACAUUUCAACUUGAGGUUUGGGCGGGAACAAAUAGUCAAAUUAUAUUACCCAUCUACAUGGUUUUCUUUUUCUUAGUAUGGGAGUGUCCAUGAAUAAAUUCAUGGGCAUCCUCAUAACUCUUCCAUGAAUGGCAAGGGGUACUUAUGGAAAACAGUUUUCCAAAGAUCUGAUUGUUUUGAAAUGUGUUAGAUUGGACUUGUUCAAAUGUUCAUAUUUUUGUUCAAUGCUAAAUGCAUCGUUAGGGGAGUAGUGGUAAAUAUUCCAGAAUCCAUAUGAAAUUCAUGAGUUUAUUUAUGUCUAAAACACCGAAAACUGUGUCCAAUAUCGUUCAGUUUCCUGGGUCUUUUUCUUAUUAGCACAUUUGAGAAAAAUAUUCCUUUCCUUUAUUGUAGUAAAUCUAUUAAAGGCAAUAGCCAAUAAAACAUUUUUAAUUUUAAAAA
Molecule: messenger RNA, 3926 nt
Organism: Gorilla gorilla gorilla (western lowland gorilla)
Lineage: Eukaryota; Metazoa; Chordata; Mammalia; Primates; Hominidae
Gene: QTRT2
Product: queuine tRNA-ribosyltransferase accessory subunit 2
Exons: 9
Coding region: 198-1481 (427 amino acids)
Source: RefSeq, a predicted model, not a curated record